AUGAACACAAAAACCAUUGAGCAUGGAGAAGACACUUUACCAGUUGAUGAAACAAUCAAAAAUGAUUCUUAAGUAAUCAAAAGAACGAGAAAAACUAUAGGGCAUUAUUCCAUUGGAGAGGGUACAUUUGGCAAAGUUAAGCUAGGAACUCAUCAUAUUACAGGUGAAAAGGUGGCUAUAAAAAUCUUAGAAAAGGAUAGAAUAACUGAUGUGUCUGAUGUUGAGAGAGUGGCUAGAGAGAUACAUAUACUUAAGCUUAUAAGACAUCCCAACAUAAUUCAGCUCUAUGAAAUCAUUGAGACUCCGAAGCAGCUCUACCUAAUCAUGGAAUAUGCAAGUGGAGGAGAGCUCUUUGACUAUAUCGUAGCAAAUACAAGGCUUAAGGAAGAGGAAGCAUGCAAGUAUUUUUAGCAAAUAAUAGCAGGAGUUGACUACAUCCAUUAAUUGAACAUAGUGCAUAGAGACUUGAAACCUGAGAAUUUGCUGCUAGAUCAUAAUAAAAACAUCAAAAUUGUUGAUUUUGGUCUAUCAAACACCUACGGAUUAGGUGAACUUUUGAAAACAGCUUGUGGAAGUCCAUGCUAUGCUGCUCCAGAAAUGAUAGCUGGAAAGAAGUAUCUUGGUGCAAAUGUAGAUAUUUGGAGUUGUGGUGUUAUCAUGUUUGCAUUGAUUUGUGGAUUUUUACCUUUCGAGGAUCCAGAUACAUCUAAACUCUAUAAGAAAAUUCUAAGUGGGGAAUUCAAGAUUCCAAGUUUUGUGAGCAAAGAUGCUGCUGAUUUGAUGUAGAAGAUUUUAAACACCGAUCCUGAAAAAAGAUACAAGAUACCAGACAUAAGAUCACAUCCAUGGUUUCAAAAAUUUUAACCAGUAUGCAUGAACAGAGGGCUUAUAGUUGGUUAUAAUCAAAUUCCAAAUGAGGAGGAUAUCUUGAAACUGCUUGAAGAAAAAGGAUUCUAAAGAGAAUACGCGAUAAGAUGUUUAGAUGCUAAUAAGCACAACCAUGCUACAACUUGUUACUACUUGCUGCUCAAGAAAAUGGAGAAAGAUGGCAAGAUUGAGGCUUCUAAUUAUUAUCAAAGUGCCUAAACACUUUAUCCAAAGUCAAUUAAAGGAAGUAGAGAUUCAUCACUAAUUAAUGACAUAAGAAGUAAUCCUAAGAGAUUGUCCUAAGGGGGCCAUAGGCUUUUAGCUGAGAGUAUCAAUCAAAGUAAACUGGCAUAGAUGUAGAAUAACUUUAUCGAGAGUCCUAAGCUAGAUGAAGCAACAUCGAAUGAUGAUUAAACUAACAUUGAUGAAUAAGAGGGGAUAUUAAGCAAUCGCAGUAAGACAUCAUAAGAUGCAAAUGUCAACACUGGAGGAAUGAAUUUGCAAGAUAGCCCCAUAAGAGUCAAAGAUGAAGCUAAUGAAAAAAUUCAAAGUAAUAGAGCUGAAACAAUGACUAAAGAUGGAAAGUAUUCAAAGAAACCACCUCCGUUCGCAGUCUAGGGAGGAGUAAGAUACUCAGUGAGACAAGCAUAAAAGCGCUAGAAUAUCCCAGGAUCAUUAGACAGGUCCCUAGACAUCAUUCAGCAACCUCAAAAUCAUUACUAUAAGAAUUCUAAUAUGUCUAUGAUGCAUUUUGACGAGCAGAGUUUCAUAAGAAGUCUCCUCACGAAUGAUCGUAGCCAGUAAUAAACGAAUGGAACUGCAAACAGCAACUCAUUUAUGAGCCAUGAAAUUCUUCCUUUGAAUGCCUUUUAAAGUUAAUAGCAACUUAGUGCUAUGCAAAGCCAGUAGUAAAUUACGAGAGAGCAAAUAAUGCUAAAUAAUGUUAAUUCUAAUAGAGUAGUUCUACAAAAUAACUUCCAAACAGCAAGUGCUUAAGGCAACUCUUUUGGGCUAGGAUCAAAUUAUAACUCAAAUUAGAAGAUGAGGAUUUCAUUGUACGGUGGAGCCAAUGGGGCUGGAGCUUAUUAAAUAUCUAGCAACCAGUAAAUAGCAAAAUCACCUUAAGUAAGUAAAAAGUACAGAAGAGAUUACGGUGGAGCAGGUAGAAUAGAUAUUUAGAGUAAAAAUGCGAUUGCCUCAAGUAUCAAUAACGUAUCAAUCUCAGGAGCUAUGCAAACAAAUAGUAGAGGAACUCUUUUGAGUUAAAAAAAAGCAAAUAGAGUUUAAGCCACGAAUAACAUUCAUCCAAAGAUCAACAAAUUUUUGAGAUAAAAAAGUCCAAGCAAUGCAGUCAAUCAGACUACUAUCAAUCAAAGCUCAAUCAUUAACAACUCAAUGGUAUAUUCAAACUAGAAUAAUACAGCACUCAAUAAUUCAAAUUUCAACUCAAAUACUUAAAUUAAGAAGAAGUAGAGAGGCAUAUCGAUCUCGAAAUCAAACAGAGAGCAUAAACUCGGAAGUGGAUCACAGCAAACAAAUCAUAACAACUAUUACAAUGCUGGCAUCAUUCCUGGAAUAUACUAAAAUGAGGUGUAGGAAGAUUCAAGAAGGACUGUAACAAGUACCAAUACAAUAACUAAUCAAUAUUCAGCUGAGUUUUACUACUAAUUUCCAUAAAACUAGAAUAACUAAUUCCAAGCAAUAAACAAUGGACAAUAGAAUAUCAGUAACAUCUUGUUGAAUGAUUAAUCAAAUACAAACCAGAAUAUUGGCAAUGUAAACAAUCUCAAUAGCUAAAUGCAUCUUUCAACUGCUGGUGGCUAUUCCUCAAAUAUAGUACAUAGUGCUGCACAUAAUCUAAAAGUAUAGAAGAAUCUUGUGAAGCUCAAAGAAAUUGCCUAGACAAAGCCACUUACUGAUGUAAACACAACAUUCUAAGGCUACAAUAAUGGUAGUGGUCUAGGAGAUGACACUUCUUUUAUAAACAAUAGUUAUGCUCCCUCAAAUUUAAAUUAAUCCUAUUUAGGACUAAAAAAUAGAAACUCUAUCAGAAUGGGCAAAGCUGCCCCAAUGUCAUCAGUUUAAAUGGCUAAAGAUAUCUAUAGAAAAGGUUAAACAGCCUCUUAAUCAUCAUAAAGAGUAAAUAGUCAGAAGCCAUAGCCUUAUAGAAGAGGUCCUGCUUAAGGUUAUAUAAAUGAAAUAAAUGUUACUUCUAAUAUAGUACAUCCAACAAAGAGAUCCUAAACGUAUGUGAGAUAUCCUAAGCGAGAAAAUAAUUCUCAGAACAGAACGAUGAAUCUUUACUUAUAGCAAGAUCAAGAAACUCCUCACAUUUAAGGGAAUCCUGUAUUCUAGCCUGUGAGAGGUUCUAAUUAAAAUAUAAAUUCAAUGUCUUAAGUACCGAGCAGUUAGAGCCACAUGAAUAAUAAGCCAGAGAUCUAACUUGAUAAAUUCAAUAUAAAGACUGACAUCACUCCUCCAAUUAUCAAUCCAAAGAACAUGACUGCACAGUCUCAGCCUAUUACAAUAAUGCAAGCACCACACAUUGGAAACAUUAAUAAUUUCAACAACUACAAUAUCAAUUAGAUAUUUGUCAAUGAUUAGCAGUAGUAAGAACAGCUUUUGAAUAGCAGUAAUAACACUCAUAUUGAUCAAUCUAAAACAGUUGCUGUCAAGCAAUAAUUACAAAUGUAAUAACAAUAACAAAACAAUGUAAAUGUCUCAUCUAAUAUCAGAAUGAGGAAAUACAAAAAAGCCAAUCAAAAUUGA
This is a messenger RNA of Stylonychia lemnae, 3636 nucleotides long. The record is from the annotation of a GenBank genome assembly. Lineage: Eukaryota; Ciliophora; Spirotrichea; Sporadotrichida; Oxytrichidae.